AUGUUGUUACGCACUGUGUUGGUAGGAGUUUUGUGUGUUUGUGUGGGUGUAAGCACGAAAGAUCGGUCAUGCUACUGGAGGGCAGAAUGCCAGGAAACGUUAUUUGCGACGAGGACUCCCUAUGAUGCUGUAAGAGGAGAUAUACGGGACUGGCCCUUACUUGCGGGCUGCGAAGCGAUCAGCAUGUGGGCACUAGUUCGUCAUGGCAACCGGAACCCUGGUGAUAAAGAGACUAUCAACAUGCGAGAACUGGAGGCUCGGAUUAAGGAUGAAAUCAUCGAGCACUUUGAUUACGAGAUGGGAUCCAGCCAAUUAUGUGCACAGGAUAUAGAAAACUUUCGCAAAUGGAAGUGGAACGCAACAAUGGAGACAUCACAGAAGUAUCUCACUGGAGUAGGAUAUGAGGAGAUAUAUGAGCUGGGUUCUCGGAUACGGCAGAAGUACCCGCAACUUUUGGAAUCCCAAUUUGAUGUGUACGUGCGACCCACAUAUAAACAGCGAACUGUCACCAGUGCCAUGGCUUUUGUUCAGGCCUUCAAUGAGGGCAAAGAAUUAAACCUGACGGCUGACGAGCCUAGAGAACAGGAUGACGUAUUAAGACCUUACGACAAUUGUCCGCAAUAUAAAGACGAAGUGAAAAAUGGACAGCUCCUCAGUGACCAGCUUGAAGCCUUCUUUAAAACAACUGAGUAUUUGCAAGUACAAAAAAGUGUCACAGAACGUUUGGGGCUAUCACAGACGUUAUCUGUAGAAGAAAUUUUUACAUUAUACGAACUCUGCCGUUUCUAUCGUACAUGGUCACCAGACCAUAAGAGCCCUUGGUGCGCUGCCUUUUCCUCUAGUGAUCUUCUAGUUCUGGAAUAUAGAGAUGACGUUCGUCACUACUACAAGAACGCCUAUGGCUUUCCGAUCAACGCAAAGCUUGGUCAUCCAGUACUGAAGAAUCUAUACGAAAGCUUAGAAUUGGCCAAGCGAGGAGAGGGCAAAAGCAUAGUAGCAUACUUUGCCCAUGAUACUCUCCUGGGUAUGGUCUACAGUGCCCUCGGACUAUAUAAAGAUGGCGAAACUAUUACAGCGCAACAUAGAAACCCUAACAGGCAUUGGAGGACCUCUCACCUCGCUCCAUUUUCCGCUAAUAUUAUGGCUUUCUUAAAUAGAUGUAACGAUGGCUCCUACAAAGUACAAAUAUUUAACAACGAGAAGCCGACAAUCCUAUGUCCGCUUGAAGGUUGCACCUGGGACCAGUUUGCCUCCAUCUUCCAGACCUUCUUUGACGCCAAUCUUGACUUCUGCAAACUAAAAGAAUUAGGAAUUCCGAAUGUCCCUGGAAGUGCUGCGGAGUUUAGGCCGCUAACUGGUUUACUUUUUCUAACGCUCUCCAUCAUCUCCCUUCGAAUACUAUAA
This is a messenger RNA of Pieris macdunnoughi, 1404 nucleotides long. Lineage: Eukaryota; Metazoa; Arthropoda; Insecta; Lepidoptera; Pieridae. The record is from the annotation of a GenBank genome assembly.